ACGCAGACAUCGACAGUAACUGCUUUCAUGGAAACCCUCCACUAAUCUUCUUCCAUGGAAAAAAGGCGUCUUUAAUGAAAUUACUCAUUCAACUUUGAUAUUUUCUUAAAAUCAAACUAUCAUUAUUGAUCCUCAAAUAAUAUUGCCGAGACUCUUCUUGUCUUUAAAACUCUGCUUUUCCUUGACGGAUACGAGGAGACUUUGUGCACAUUCAAUCAAGGAUUGGCUAUUGUCUCGGCUACUAAGUUAUGAAUCUUAACCGAAAUAAAUUCCUGAGGUUCCAAGAUUCGAGUUCAGAGAAAUUUUAUAGUUGGAACCAGAGGAUUUUCCCUGAUGAUGGGUUUUAUGCAACAAAAGUUAGGCCUUUUUUUAGUGAUGUGUUGGAGGGUAUCCGGAGAGUAUAUGAAAAGGGUUCUGAUAGGAUAACGAGGUUGAAGAAACCAAUAAGCUCUCAUUUUUUGGGUGAUUAUCCUGGAAAGAAAUCAAAGUCUAAGAAGAAGAUCCUUGACCCACAAGAUCCUUUCCUUCAGAAGUGGAAUAAGAUAUUUAUACUUUUAUGCGCCAUUGCAGUGUCCCUGGAUCCAUUGUUCUUCUACAUACCAUUGAUCAAUGAUGACAAGAAAUGCCUUGAUUUGGACAGACCAUUGGAAAUUGUCGCUUGUGUUCUUCGUACGUUUGUUGACGUCUUUUAUGUGCUUCACAUAAUUUUUCAAUUCCGUACUGGGUUUAUUGCUCCAUCUUCUCGAGUGUUUGGUAGGGGCGAGUUGGUCGAUGAUCCUUUGAUCAUAGCAAAAAGAUAUUUGUCCUCGUUCUUCCUGGUUGAUGUUCUUUCUGUUCUUCCUAUCCCUCAGGUGGUAGUUUUAUUUGUUAUCCCAAAAACGAAAGGUCCAGUUUCGUUGGUCACCAAGGAUUUGUUGAAGUUAGUUAUCUUCUCCCAAUAUGUGCCAAGACUUAUUCGGAUAUACCCACUGUACAAAGAGAUAGCAAGAACUUCUGGGAUACUCACAGAAACAGCAUGGGCUGGGGCUGCUUUUAAUCUUUUUCUUUAUAUGCUAGCCAGUCAUGUAGUUGGAGCAUUUUGGUAUAUGUUCUCAAUAGAUCGAGAAAACAGAUGCUGGCUUGAUGCUUGCAAGGGCCCUAGUUGUAAUCCUACUUUUCUCUACUGUGAAGAUUAUCAUGCAGACCAACCUGUACAAUAUGCGUUCUUGAAUUCAUCAUGUCCUCUGCUUAGUCCUGAUGAUAUUGAAAAUUCAACAACCUUCAACUUUGGGAUAUUCAUUGACGCUCUGCAGUCUCGUGUUGUGGAAUCAAUGGAUUUUCCACAGAAAUUCUUUUACUGCUUUUGGUGGGGUCUGCGUAAUCUUAGUUCUCUGGGACAGAAUCUCAAAACAAGCACUUUUGUAUGGGAGAUUUUCUUUGCAAUCUUCAUAUCUGUAUUUGGGUUGGUCUUGUUUGCACUACUCAUUGGCAAUAUGCAGAAAUAUCUGGAAUCCACAACUGUUAGGGUGGAGGAAAUGAGAGUGAGAAUGAGAGAUGCAGAGCAGUGGAUGUCCCAUCGCAUGCUUCCUCAGGAGCUCAAAGAACGUAUCAGGAGGUAUGAGCAAUACAAAUGGCAAGUAACGAGGGGUGUUGGGGAAGAGACUCUUAUACGUAAGCUUCCCAAGGAUAUCAGGAGGGACAUAAAGCGCCAUCUUUGCUUGGAUCUACUUAGGCGGGUGCCAAUAUUCGAAAAAAUGGACGAGCAGCUCCUGGAUGCAAUGUGUGAUCGUCUCAAGCCAGUACUUUACACUGAGAAGAGCUUCAUUUUCCGUGAGGGGGAUCCGUGUGAUGAGAUGCUAUUUGUCAUGCGAGGCACUCUGGUUACUAUGACCACCAAUGGAGGAAGAACAGGCUUCUUUAACUCUGUUUAUCUCAAGCCAGGAGACGUCUGUGGAGAAGGGCUUCUUACAUGGGCCUUGGAUCCACAAUCCUCCAAUCUACCUAUCUCAACUAGGACAGUGCAAGCUCUAACUGAGGUGGAAGCCUUUUCUCUCAUGGCUGAAGACUUGAAGUUUGUGGCCACCCAGUUUCGCCGCCUUCACAGCAAGCAGCUCCAGCACACUUUCAGGUUCUACUCAGUACAAUGGAGGACAUGGGCAACAUGCUUUAUACAAGCAGCUUGGCGCAAGCACUGUAGGAGGAAGCUUAAUAAAUCCUUAUAUGAAGCAGAAAACAGGCUUCAAGAUGCUUUGGCAAAAGAAUCCGACGCAUCACCAAGCCUUGGUGCCACGAUCUAUGCAUCAAGGUUUGCUGCUAAUGCAUUAAGAAUCUUGCGUCAGAAAGGUGCAGGCAGCAGCACGAGAUUACCACAAAGAAUACUGCCACUGCUGCCUCAAAAGCCAGCCGAACCUGAUUUUUCCGCCGAACAUCAUUAGCGCAUAAUGAUUUUCACCAGCUUCUUUCAUUGUAAGUAAGUUUUGACUCACUGUAAAUUUGUGGUAGCACUAGCGUGCAGUUCUAAGCAAAGUUAAUUUGGUAUUUAUACUUGUAUUUGAUUGUCUUCAGUUGUACUUAGAGAGAACAGUUGGUUCUGUGUAUCAAACUUCCCAUAUCAAACGCAAUGUCUUCGCUGGGAUGUGUAUAAUGUCUUAAAUUAUUGGUUACUCAUGCUGCAAAGAGAAGCUCAAGAAGGAGCAGUAGUUUUUGAUA
Tripterygium wilfordii is the source of this 2688-nucleotide messenger RNA. RefSeq names its product cyclic nucleotide-gated ion channel 1-like. The transcript has 9 exons. The coding region runs from base 249 to 2414 and encodes 721 amino acids. Lineage: Eukaryota; Viridiplantae; Streptophyta; Magnoliopsida; Celastrales; Celastraceae. Gene Ontology annotation, molecular function: monoatomic ion channel activity. The record is from RefSeq and is a predicted model, not a curated record. Gene Ontology annotation, cellular component: membrane. Gene Ontology annotation, biological process: monoatomic ion transport; transmembrane transport.